Messenger RNA from Phyllostomus discolor (pale spear-nosed bat), 2242 nucleotides. Its product is annotated as phospholipid scramblase 1-like. The record is from RefSeq and is a predicted model, not a curated record. Bases 802 to 1116 code for a protein of 104 amino acids. The transcript is spliced from 3 exons. Lineage: Eukaryota; Metazoa; Chordata; Mammalia; Chiroptera; Phyllostomidae.
GUUCAUUUUAAUUAAUAGGCAUAUAGGGGUUGUUUUUAAAGUGGAGAGAUAGGGAAAGUAGUGCCUGGACAGUAGUGGGAAGGACUAGGACGGGAUCAAGGCACUAGAAGUCAGAAGUAAUGAGUACAAUGUUUAGUUUGGUUGUGUGUUUGUUUUCUAUAGCGAUAAGCCACAUAAAGUUUUCAUUGGUUUGUCAUGGUGUUGUAGCUCCUACGAUGCCUGAGAGGAGGACUUCUAGCUCCUCAAUACAUUUAAAAGCAUGUAUUGAUUCACGGAAUAAGGGUCAGACCUACGCAAAUUUUGUUUGUUCUGGGAAGAACACAUCCAUGGGACCUGGGAUUUCCAGAGAUUUUUGCAGUAGAAUGGCCUGAUAGCUAAUCUUUCUCCUCUUCCUUCGGGAACAUGCCUGGAGCCCAGCCUUGAGGCUAGGUGCUAGAUCAAACUCUCUCCUUAGUUUGUAUAAUGUGUGAGGGUUCAACUUGGUUACUAUGUGGGGUGUUGUGACCACAGUGUUUCUUCAUGGCUCUUUGCCUCAUUGGGCCCUCUCCUUCCAGGUUUUAGAAAUUGUCCACCAGCCAUGGCUGAACAACAACUUCUAAAGCAUACUCAGAAACAACAAUGGGAAGGGUCAAGCCACAAGGAUUUAAAUAGCCAGAUACAAAUAGAUAAGAUGAAUAAAAAGAAAUAUACUAUGUGUGUGACUAUGUAGUUACAGAGUAGCGUGUUUCCACAGUGAUAUUUGACCUAUAAAUUUGUAGAUAAUGCAUUAAUAGCAGAUCUUUUCUUUCAGAACUCUAAAUCAUGGACAACCAAAAACCUCAAGGAUAUAGGGUCCAUCCUGGCCCUCAGGAUGCCUAUUCUGGCUCCCAAGUUAACAAUUCAGUCACAGCACCUGGCUGUUCAAGUGCUACUCUAGUGGACUUUCCUAUCCAACACCAGCCAAAGUAUAAUGAGGCAGGUAAACCUGCAGGGCCACUGUGGAUGCCAGCAGCAACACCUUUAUUGGACUGUCCACCAGGGUUGGAAUGUUUAACUGAGAUAGAUAAAAUACAGAUUCAUCAGCAAAUUGAUCUUCUGGAAGGUAUGUACUUAUUAUCAUUUCUCUAUAAAGAAUAGACAUUUAUGCAGAUAAAGACACAUCAACAACUACAAAUAUAACAACUCUCACCGACAGCACUGGUUAAGCCUCGUUAUUUACAGAUGCUCCCCUUCAUGAUAGUAAAAUGAUAAAGAUGAUCAUUAGCUCAUAUCUUGAAAUCAGGAGUCAAGUGCUGAAAUGCUACUUCUUUGGGCAUCUGUCCUUAUGAUACUGACCUUAAUUUGGAAAGAGAAGAAACAAAACUUAAGUUUCUUACCCCUUCUUUCUAGAAAUCACUUUAGUGAUUCUAUUACUUUACCUGCCUAUAUCAUUUCAUCUGUGUUCUCUCCAAUUUGUGAUAACCUUGAGAUUGGAACACAGCCACAUGCAAUAGUUCAUGUUACCUUAGUACCACAUAUUAAUAGUUACCUUAGUACAUUUCCAAAAUAAGGAAACUCUCUAAAUUUGGAUGGCUAUGUUUUAGAAAACCAUAUACUUACCCACAGGUUCUCUUUGAAGUUGAGAUGAAUCAUAUACAAUCUCUGUUUCAUGGACUGUUAAUUACCAGCUAGAUGAAACAAGCUGCAGUGUUGGUUGUGCCAACCAGCAGGCCCAGUGGCCUAGUUUCCUAGAAGUGCACUCCCAAUCAUUCUACAUGACACCUUUGACUCUACAAGAUGUUUCCAGUACUUCCCGAGUGCAGUAACAAACUUAGAAAACCAUAGAACUUCAGGACCCUUGAGAAACAAAAAGAACCUGGGUAGAUUCAUUAACAAUAGUGUUGCCUUGGGAGUGUAAAGAUGGCAGAGAAGUAAGUGGAAGCUAUACUGACCUCUUCCCAGAAACAAUCUGGCAUUACAACAAAAUUGUAGAGAAAGCAUCCUGAAAAACUAACUGAACAAGAGCUGGAGGGAGCCUUAUAACCAAGGACAGAGAAAAGAAACCACUUCACCACACCAAGACUGCCGCCACCUUUUCAGACAGAACACUCCUCUCCAAGUGGCAUCAGCCUGAGGGAAGCAAUAGCCCCACCCACAGAAAUUCUCUGUUCUACCCGUGGUGCUUAAGCUUGGCUUCUGAUUACAGAUUAAUUAGUUUAACCACUGAUCAGUUUAACAGUUGACUAGUUUAACAGCUAAGUCAGAAAAUACAAAGAAACAGCCA